This is a messenger RNA of Lecanosticta acicola, 558 nucleotides long. NCBI's taxonomy places the organism in Eukaryota, Fungi, Ascomycota, Dothideomycetes, Mycosphaerellales, Mycosphaerellaceae. The record is from the annotation of a GenBank genome assembly.
AUGCAGUUCCGCACCCUCCUCGGCCUGGCGCUCACGCUGGCGUGUGCCCAAGCUAACAUCGACCCUGCCACCUCGAACAGCAAGGGCAAGAAGCCAAAGACGGAAGGAUGGUGAGCUCUGUCUUUCUCUCUCAAGCCGUCUGGACCACAGCUGAUCAGGGAAUUGCGUAGCUCCGCCGAAGAGACCUCCACCGAGAUCCAAGCCGCCGAAUGCUCCCAUAACACCCGCACGAACGCUCAGACCUUUGCCGUCUUCAAGACUGACCACAGCAAGGACUCCGUCCACGGGUAUCACCGCCCCCAAUAUCUGCUUGCGUGUGCACGUUUUCGUUUGGCUGAUGUGAUGUGAUGCAGUGCUCCAUACGGUACCUGCCAGGCCUACACCUGCACCGCCCCGACCGAGCUGGAAGCCGACAGCGACUACUGGACGUUCUUCUGGAACAGCGAUGGCGACAGCUCGGGCGUUGGGACCGGAUGCAUCCGGUCUCCGUCCACGGGCGAGUGUGGGUGUGAGAACAGCAGUGGGACUUUCAUUGCCGGCAGCAGUAGCUGCACCUAA